GCGACCACUGCUGAGGACCUGACCCCUCACUAGGGAGGUGGUCUCCUCCACCCCAGGCUGCACCAUCCUGCUCCUGCUCCUCAGCAAGUGUGUGGAGCUCUCCCAGGUGCUGAAAUCUACACUUUGACCUGUUGUGCUCAAUCUUGCAAAACUUCCUUGGAUGUGGCCAGAGGUGACCAUGGACCUGUUAUGGCGUCAGCAGCCGGGAGUGUGGGCGCGAGCUGCUGAGAUGUGAGGAGGGGGCACCCAGGGCUGAGGACGAGGGAUGUGCUGGGUCUUCUCCACGGACUGCUCUUGGCCUCGGGAGAUGUUUCUGAUCGCUCUGCUGCUGGCUCUGAGGGAAUCUACGGCCGCACCGACCCCGACAGCCGAGGACCUCAACCGCGGAGUGGACUGGUUGACUAGAUUCGGCUAUCUGCCUCCACCCGAUCCAGUUACAGGACAGCUGCAGACACAGGAAGAGUUGUCCAAAGCAAUCAAGGCAAUGCAAGAGUUUGGUGGGCUAAAGCCUACUGGAAUACUAGAUGAGGCCACCUUGGAAUUAAUGAAAACCCCUCGCUGCUCGUUACCUGACCUGUCCCAAUCAGAGGCCGCCAGGAAGAAGCGGAACGUCCAGGCGGUGACAAAGUGGAGCAAGAGAAAUUUGUCUUGGAGGGUUAGAACAUUCCCUAAAGAGUCAUCACUGGGUCAUGACACUGUGAGGGCUCUUAUGUACUAUGCCCUUAAGGUGUGGAGUGAUAUCACACCACUGAACUUUCAUGAAGUGGCUGGAAAUAAUGCAGACAUUCAAAUCGACUUCUCCAGAGCUGACCACAAUGAUGGCUACCCAUUUGAUGGACCAGGUGGUACUGUAGCUCAUGCUUUUUUCCCUGGUGAACACCACACCUCUGGAGACACUCACUUUGAUGACGAAGAGUCAUGGACAUUUAGAUCAUCAGAUGUGCAUGGCAUGGACCUGUUUGCUGUUGCAGUACAUGAAUUUGGCCAUGCGAUCGGACUGACUCAUAUUUCUGAUAUGGAAUCUAUAAUGAGACCAUAUUAUCAAGGUCCAGUGGGUGACCCCCUGAAAUAUAACCUGCCUUAUGAUGAUAAAGUCAGGAUCUGGCAACUGUAUGGAGUCCGCGAGUCUGUGUCCCCAACAGCAAAGCCUGAGGUGGUCGGAGCUGAAGAACAUCCUUUUCUGCCUGAUUUGCCCGAGAACCGCUCUACCAUCCAGCCAAGAAAAGAUGAGCCUGACCGAUGUAACACACACUUCGAUGCGGCAGCUCAGAUACGUGGAGAAGCAUUCUUCUUCAAAGGCAAAUAUUUUUGGAGACUUACCCGCAAUAAGCAUUUAGUUUCCCUUCAGCCUGCUCAAAUUCAUCGAUUCUGGAGAGGUUUACCGCUAAACAUGGAUAGUGUGGAUGCAGUUUAUGAGAGGACCACAGACCACAAAAUUGUCUUUUUUAAGGGAGAUCGUUACUGGGUUUUCAAAGAUAAUAAUGUGGAAGAAGGAUACCCCCGACCCAUCACAGACUAUGGAUUGCCCUUAGGGGGUGUGGAUGCUGCCUUCCCUUGGCCCCACAAUGAUAAGACCUAUUUCUUUAAGGAGAGUCUCUUCUGGUGUUACAAUGAACGGGAGCACAGAAUGGAUGAUGGCUUUCCUAUAGAGACUGCCUUCUGGAAAGGAAUCCCUGCUACUCUGGAUGAUGCAAUGGGAUGGUCAGAUGGUGCAAUAUAUUUCUUCAAAGGAAAAGAGUACUGGAAAGUCCUCGACAAUAAGAUGGAGGCAGAGCAAGGCUACCCACAAUCCAUUGCAAGGGACUGGCUAAUAUGCAGUGAUAUGCAGUCAGACGGACCAAGUUCAGAAACCAUUCGGACUGGUGCCCAUUCCAGCCAGGGCCAGCAAGAUGAGAACAGGUCAGAGAACGGGUACGAGGUCUGUUCUUGUACAUCUUCAGCAGAGUCUCACUGUACCAGCUUAUCUACUGACAUUUCAUGGGUCCUGGUACACGUCUUCACAGCAGCCUUGAUCUCGUUCUUAUGAUGCGCCUAUCUAAUGGAUUCUACCAUUGCGUAAAAGGACUUGGGGAGGGGAAGGUCAGUCAUUGAGACCCUCACAGUACAACGCCGCACUACAGGUUAAACAUUCCGAGAAGCGUGGAAGUGACAAAUACCAAAUUCUCCAUGAGAAAUGAACGUUUUAGGUGCUCUGUAAUGGGGUGCUCAAAUUAGUGGAAAGUAUGGAGUAUAAAAGAACCAGCAAAAAGCUGGGCAAUGGAGCUGGUUUUGGUGCCUGGGUGAAAGAAGAAUAUAUCAGGACAUAAGUUCUGCAAAUUCUGUCUGAAGGAAUGAGCAGAGCUGGUGUCGCUUACAUUAUGUUCCUGCAUCAAUUGUGCUGUGCAAGACUUAAAGGGAAACUAUCAUCCAAAUAUAUUCAUAUAUAUAUUUUUAAUAUGUUAUUUAAAAAUAAUGAGAUAUCAUUAAAGAUGUAUGGUUUCGUUUUUGGCCACUAAUGUUAACGUUUCUGGUGGGUGCCGUCAUCUUCAGUGCCUGCAAGCAUCACAGCUGCUAUUGCUGAAUCCAGUUCUUUGCUGAAUAAGCGCUCCUCGUCGAUCACAAUAGCAACAGUGGCAUCUGCAGUCUGUAUGAAUGGAUCACCUUCACAUGAAAAGUAAAGUAGCACUAACACGUUUUAGGAAUAGUGAUAGUUUCCCCCUCAAAAGGCUAUGUACACCUUCAGGGGCAUUUUUUUUUAUUAUUGUAUUUUGCUUAUCUUCAGCUAAAAAUCUUUUUUUUUUCAAUCGGUAUUCUUAAAAAUGUGCAGCCGUUUCUGAGAAGGGUUAAAAAUCAAUCUGUUUGCAAGUUGUGAUUUUCUGUUUUCUUUGAAUCCAGUAAGGUCACUUGUAGCGCGAUCUACUCAUAAACUCAUAAAAUUGAGCUAUAAUGAGUGUUUAUGGGGUCUGGAGAUCAGACCCCAUGAGCAGUCAACUGACAGGAUUCAAAGAAAACAGAGAAUCAUAGCUUCCAAACAGACAUUCUAACCCUUGUAUAUCGAAGCUGGCUGAACAUUUUUAAGAAAGACCAAAUUAAAAAAAGCUUUUCAGCCCAAAAUGAUUAAGUACAAUGAUUAAAAAAAUGUCUCUGAAGAUGAGCAUAGUGUGAAGGAGCCACUUUUUUCACUUCUUGCUGUUUUGCUAGCAGGGCUUCUGAAAAGACCCAGUAAUUGAGCACUGCCACAAGUGAAUUCUGUAAUUCUGCUUCUUUUAUUUUCUGACAAGCAGUUGUACA
Messenger RNA from Bufo gargarizans (Asiatic toad), 3270 nucleotides. RefSeq names its product matrix metallopeptidase 17 (gene MMP17). Bases 266 to 2026 code for a protein of 586 amino acids. The record is from RefSeq and is a predicted model, not a curated record. Gene Ontology annotation, molecular function: metalloendopeptidase activity; zinc ion binding. Gene Ontology annotation, cellular component: extracellular matrix. The transcript has 10 exons. Gene Ontology annotation, biological process: extracellular matrix organization; proteolysis; collagen catabolic process. Lineage: Eukaryota; Metazoa; Chordata; Amphibia; Anura; Bufonidae.